AUGCAACAAGAAACAUCGGACGGAUCGUACUUGAUACGUGAAGGAAAUCCUUCAGAUGCUCCCAAGAUCACAGAAUUUAACAUCAUGAUGGCUCUCGAGACCGAAGGCAUUCAUUUAGAUCGAGAAAAAGCUACCCGUGGUGUCAUCACUCUUUUUGAAAAACCGGAGAAGGGUCAAUAUUUUGUGGCAAUUCAUAAGAAUGGAUCCGAAGAGACGGUGGUUGGUGCUUGCUUAGUUACCUAUGAGUGGAGCGACUGGCGGUGCACUGAUUAUUGGUGGAUGCAAAGUGUAUAUGUUGCUAAAGAGCACAGGAGGCGAGGAGUUUUUUCACAUUUAUUCAAAUACGUAGAAAAGAAAUGCAUUGAAGCAAAAAGUGCAUCUUUUAGGCUCUAUGUUGACAAGAAGAACGCAAAUGCAAAGAACACUUAUUUAAAAUUAGGAAUGCAAGAAUCUCACUACGAAAUGUAUGAAAAGAAUUUUUACGAAUGA
Messenger RNA from Naegleria fowleri, 489 nucleotides. RefSeq lists its product as uncharacterized. Lineage: Eukaryota; Heterolobosea; Eutetramitea; Acrasida; Naegleriidae. The record is from RefSeq and is a predicted model, not a curated record. The transcript has 2 exons. Gene Ontology annotation, molecular function: acyltransferase activity, transferring groups other than amino-acyl groups. The coding region runs from base 1 to 489 and encodes 162 amino acids.